AUGUACGAAGAUGAAAUGGAAGACAAGCCAAAAAAUAUGAUGACGAAACAAUGGCUUCCCCAACGUGAUAUACUUUUGCACAACAAUGUGAAACUGUUCAUCAGCCACGGAGGUAUUUCUGGGCUAUACGAAGCCUUGGACGACGGUGUCCCGGUCCUCGGAUUUCCUUUGGUCGGCGACCAACCGAGAAACAUUAACAACCUGGUCAACGCCAGCAUCGCUAUUUCGUUGGACCUACUGUCCGUCACCGAAGACUCAUUCUUAAACAACCUCUUGGAACUACUCAACAACCAAAAGUAA
Macrosiphum euphorbiae (potato aphid) is the source of this 300-nucleotide messenger RNA. The record is from the annotation of a GenBank genome assembly. Lineage: Eukaryota; Metazoa; Arthropoda; Insecta; Hemiptera; Aphididae.